Hansenula anomala is the source of this 1200-nucleotide messenger RNA. RefSeq names its product glycoside hydrolase family 81 protein. Gene Ontology annotation, molecular function: endo-1,3(4)-beta-glucanase activity; glucan endo-1,3-beta-D-glucosidase activity. Gene Ontology annotation, cellular component: cell surface. The coding region runs from base 35 to 1141 and encodes 368 amino acids. The transcript has a single exon. The record is from RefSeq and is a predicted model, not a curated record. NCBI's taxonomy places the organism in Eukaryota, Fungi, Ascomycota, Saccharomycetes, Phaffomycetales, Wickerhamomycetaceae.
UACUCAAGUUGAAUGGUUACCAUGGUCUCAACAAAUGAGCAAAGAUCUAUCAUACACUACUGAACAAUUACAAUUGUUGGCGUCUGUUGCUAAUGAUGAUUUAGCUGUUGAUUUCACCAGUUCCACAAAAGGUUUAACUACUUAUUAUGCUGGUAAAUACUUGGAUAAAUAUGCUUACAUCUUGCUAGUUAUUGACUCUAUUAUCCAAGAUGAAUCUGUUAGAAAUUCAACCUUGGAAAGAUUAAAAGAUGCUUUUGAUACAUUUUUGGAUAAUGAACAACUUUUCCCAUUGAUGUAUGAUACAAGAUACGGUGGUGUUACGUCUACUGCAGCUCAAAAUGGUGACACUGGUGCUGAUUUUGGUGGUUCUUAUUACAAUGAUCAUCAUUUCCAUUAUGGUUACUUUAUUCAUGCAGCAGCUGUUAUUGGUAUGGUUGAUGCUAAGCUUGGUGGUUCAUGGGCUCAAGACCAUAAAGAUUGGGUUAACUCAUUAGUUAGAGAUGUUGCUAAUCCAAGUAAAUCAGAUACUCAUUUCCCAGUUUCAAGAAUGUUUGAUUGGUAUGCUGGUCACUCGUGGGCUGCUGGUUUGUUUGCUGCUGCUGAUGGUAAGAAUGAAGAAUCUACAUCUGAAGAUUAUAACUUUGCUUAUGGUAUGAAAUUAUGGGGUAAAGUUAUUGGUGAUUCUUCUAUGGAAGCUAGAGGUGAUUUAAUGAUUUCCAUUAUGGCCAAGUCUAUGAAUGAUUACUUUUUAUACUCUGAUGAUAAUGAUGUUGAACCUGAACAAAUUAUUGGUAAUAAAGUUAGUGGUAUCUUAUUUGAUAACAAAAUUGAUCACACUACUUGGUUUGGUACAAACACUGAGUAUAUCCAUGGUAUUCACAUGUUACCUGUUACUCCAAUUUCAUCAGUUGUCAGAGGUCCAACUUUUGUUUCACAAGAAUGGUCUCAAGUUAUUUCACCAAUUGUUGACUCUAUCAAUAGUGGGUGGACUGGUAUACUUAGAUUAAAUCAAGCUUUGACUGAUCCAAAGAGCUCAUACAAUUUUUUUUCACAAGACAAUUUCUCAAGUGCUUGGUUAGAUAACGGUCUAAGUAGAACCUGGUGUCUAGCAUUCAGUGGUGGUUUGGCUAAUGCUGUUUGAUUCUUUAUGAUUAUCUUAUUUGUUAUAGUUCUUUAUUUUUUAUGUUCGUUUUUUCUUAC